Molecule: messenger RNA, 1413 nt
Organism: Pygoscelis adeliae (Adelie penguin)
Lineage: Eukaryota; Metazoa; Chordata; Aves; Sphenisciformes; Spheniscidae
Gene: SESN2
Product: sestrin 2
Exons: 6
Coding region: 1-798 (265 amino acids)
Biological process (GO): cellular response to leucine starvation; negative regulation of TORC1 signaling; regulation of response to reactive oxygen species
Cellular component (GO): nucleus
Molecular function (GO): oxidoreductase activity, acting on peroxide as acceptor; L-leucine binding
Source: RefSeq, a predicted model, not a curated record
AUGCUUGAGCGUGUCUGGUUUCCACCUCCGUUGAACACCGGCCUGUAUCGUGGUGAUCCACGGGGAGAGGUCCCAGCCAUCCUAAAUCCCCACCCCCCCGCCCCCGAAGGCAAAGAUGCCAUGCGGGAGGUGGAGGUGCUGAUGGAGAGGAUGAAGCUGCUGCAGGAAAGCCAGCUGGAGGAGGAGGGUGUCACGCAGGAGGAGAUGGCAACGCGCUUUGAGCUGGAGAAGACGGAGAGUUUGCUGGUCGCUCCCUCGGAUAUUGCGGAUCACUCCCUGCAGUCCAACGUCCUCUGCUUCGUGGAGGACCCCGAGUUCGGGUACAAGGACUUCACACGGAGGGGCGAGCAGGCGCCCCCAACUUUCCGUGCGCAGGAUUACACCUGGGAGGACCACGGCUACUCGCUGAUCAACCGCCUCUACCCCGACGUGGGGCAGCUCCUGGAUGAGAAGUUCCAGGUUGUCUACAACCUGACGUACAACACCAUCGCCAUGCACUGCGGCGUGGACACGUCCAUGCUGCGCAGGGCCAUCUGGAACUACGUCCACUGCGUCUUCGGCAUCCGCUACGAUGACUACGACUAUGGGGAGGUGAACCAGCUCCUGGAGCGCAGCUUGAAGAUCUACAUCAAGACAGUGGCUUGCUACCCGGAGAAGACGACCAAGCGGGUGUAUACGCAGUUCUGGAGACACUUCAAGCACUCAGAGAAGGUGCACAUCAACCUGCUCUUGCUGGAGGCUCGGAUGCAGGCGGCUCUGCUCUAUGCCCUGAGAGCUGUCACCCGCUACAUGACCUGACCGGCCUCUGCUCCCUCCUCCUCCUCCUGCCCCAGGUUUGGGGGAAGGGCCAGGGGGGAGCUGGUACCCUAAAGACUUUGCUGGAAUAUUGUCUCCCCCCUUAAGGGGCCUGGAGCUGUGGAAGGAAAGGGGGGGCUUCCCUGCCCCUCAUCCCAGAAGAGGGGAUCCCCAAGAAGCUGUCAGUGCCGAGAAGACCCCGGAGUGCUGCCCUGGGCUUGGCAGAGCUGGGGGUGCUUGACUGCUCUGUGCCUUUCUUGGGGUGAGCCCGAACGGAGCCAAACCAGGGUGCCUGCGGGCGCUGCCUUCGCCAUGCAGCGCUGGUGUUACACCCCUGUGCCGUGUCCUGGCACCAAGACUGCCGCCGUGGAGGACUGUCCUCGUUGCAGAGAUCGCCAGAGGGUAUCGCGGGCUUUACCCCUGCUUCUCGGGGUCUUGUCGGGCUGGAAGACAUGCAGCUGCUGGUGGGCAUGCUGCCCUAGCACCCCCUCCCCACCUCUCUGGCUCGCACCCAAGGAAGGCACUGCAGGAGUGGUGGGAAGGAUCCGGCCAUCCCGUCGCCCAGUCGGGCAGCCCCCGGUGCCACUCGUCUCCGAGCUGAGUUCCCCCACGUCAGGG